UUCUCUCCUUCCCCACAUGUCUGGGCAGGACAGGCUGAGCCCCACCAGGCUCUCAAGGAACCCAGAGGCAGGGUGGCUCCUGGGCAGGAAAAGGCCCAAAGGGGUGGCUCUGAGGUCCCCACUCUAGGUCCAUGGACCAGCAUGUAGCCGCUUCAGGACUCAUGACUGGCCAUGAGCUAGCUCUGUGGAGCCAACUGCCACAGCCUGGGGUGCUGGGGACAGGGCUGGUGCCAGGGUCUAACUCCAGCCUAGUGCUGCCCACACUCACCUCCACCUUAGAUCACUUUGACCACGUCCGGGCAGUCAUUGGAUCUGAGUUCAUCGGGAUUGGUGGAAAUUACGACGGGGCUGGCCGGUUCCCUCAGGGGCUGGAGGACGUGUCCACAUACCCAGUCCUGAUAGAGGAGUUGCUGAGUCGUAGCUGGAGUGAGAAAGAGCUUCAAGGUGUCCUUCGUGGAAACCUGCUGCGGGUCUUCAGACAAGUGGAAAAGGUGAGAGAGGAGAGCAGGGCGCAGAGCCCCAUGGAGGCUGAGUUUCCAUAUGGGCAACUGAGCACAUCCUGCCACUCCCACCUCGUGCCUCAGAAUGGACACCAGGCUACGCAUCUGGAGGUGACCAAGUGGCCAACCAGUCGGGUCCCCUGGAGGUCCUCAGAUGCCUCCCCAUACCUUCUUCCAGGCCUGGUGGCUGCUGCCACCUUCCCAACUGUCAUCCAGUGGCUUUGCUGACACGGCCGGUCCCCCAAGAGGUGACUGUGGCAAAGUCUCACGAAGCCCCCCGUCCUAGUUCAUUCAUAAGCACGUGCUGAGAAUAAACAUUUUACACAUGGA
This is a messenger RNA of Cercocebus atys (sooty mangabey), 830 nucleotides long. RefSeq names its product dipeptidase 3. Gene Ontology annotation, molecular function: metallodipeptidase activity. The record is from RefSeq and is a predicted model, not a curated record. Gene Ontology annotation, biological process: proteolysis. The coding region runs from base 132 to 728 and encodes 198 amino acids. Lineage: Eukaryota; Metazoa; Chordata; Mammalia; Primates; Cercopithecidae. The transcript has 3 exons.